GCCGCCCUUGGGGUGAGACAGUGUGGGACUGAAGCUGUCGGAAAUACAGCUCUACUAUUAGUCUGGUACUUAUUGCGACCAAAAGCAGAAAACGCGUAUAAUUGUUCACUGGUAACUCCUGAUAUCGCUUUGAAGCAUUACAGUUUGAGGCGGGACUGACUGGUGUGGAACCGCAAGACGGCCUCUUUUCCGGCAGACAACCUCUGUAGUCAUGGCGCUGCCAUUCAAGAAGGACUUGGAGAAGUACCGACAGAUUGACGAAGAUGAGAUCCUCAACAAGCUCUCAGAAGAGGAGCUAAAGCAACUGGAAUGCGCUCUGGAGGAGAUGGACCCAGAGAAUGCGCUGCUCCCAGCUGGCAUGCGGCAGAAAGACCAAACCAGCAAAGCUGACACGGGUCCCUUCGACAGAGAAAAGCUGCUGACAUACCUGGAGAAGGAGGCUAUGGAGCACAAGGACCGGGACGAUGUGGUCCCUUUCACUGGGGAGAAGAAAGGGAAGGUGUGGGUACCAAGACAAAAGCCUGUGGAAAUGCGCAAAGAGGAAGUGACGACCCUUGACCCAGAACUGGAAGAAGCCCUUUCCAGUGCCACAGACACUGAGCUCUGUGACCUGGCAGCGAUCCUGGGUGUGCACACGCUGGUGACCAGCACGCAGAGCUACGAUGGGAACGGCAGUAAAGAGGCCUACAGCAACGUUGUUAAAGGAGAGAAGGUCAAGCCGAUUUUCGAUGAGCCGCCCAACCCCACGAACGUGGAGGAGACCCUGCAGAGGAUCCGGUCCAACGAUGCCCCUCUGACAGAGGUCAACCUGAACAACAUCAAGAAUGUUCCUAUUCCGACACUGAAGGACUUCGCCAAGGCGAUGGAGAAGAACACACACGUGAAGAAGUUCAGCCUGGCAGCAACGCGCAGCAACGACCCCGUCGCUAUGGCCUUUGCCGACAUGCUGAGAGAGAACAGGAGUCUGAAGAGUCUCAACUUAGAGUCCAACUUCAUCACCAGCACAGGAAUCCAGGCGCUGGUUGACGCUCUGCGGGAUAACGACACGCUGACAGAGAUCAAGAUCGACAACCAGAGACAACAGCUGGGCACCAAGGCAGAAAUGGAGAUAGCCAAGAUGCUGGAGAGCAACAGGAGCAUCGUGAAGUUUGGGUACCACUUCACCCAGCAGGGCCCGAGAGCCAGGGCCGCUGCGGCCAUCACCAAAAACAACGACUUGGUCCGCAGGAAGCGAGUGGAGGGAGACGCAUAGAGACCCAGUGCCCGCCCACCAAGUGCCAAAAGGUCCACUGUGGAAUAGCUCCAGCUGUACUGCAAAGUCUCGUGCCAAAAGAUGGGGCACAGCAUCUUCAACGAGCACCUAUCUGGGAAGAAGGGACAUGACUGGAAUAGCCCUCUCCAUUAAUGUCAAUACUGGUGUUAUUAUUAUAGUCAUUGCUAUUUUACGGUCCUUUAAAAAAAAGAUAGUCUAGUGAUUUUCGUUUGAGUUCCGUUUCUCUCUUACCUCUUGAAUUGCAGUCGCCUCUCUCCUCUGAAAGAAAAGUAACCACAGUAAACACGGUAGUAACUGGCAUCUCGCACAAUUCCUCUGCGGUUUUCCUGCUCGAGAAAACCGACGUGAAAGUGCUGAAGCUCCCUAAGGCACGAAAGAAAAAAAUACGUCUGAAAAUUCACAAGGCAGCAAAGCGUAGGUUACGAAGAAAGCACGACGUUUAUCGUCCUCGACGGCCACACAUGCUCACACGCACUCAUGGGUUUGUGAUGUAAUUAAGACCCAACAGCCCUGUCUGACAAUGUUAAUUGGCUCCGGAAGUGCAUCACUGUUUAAAGAGAGCUGAGCAUCACCUGCUCCCCAUGGCCAGGUUAGGGUGCCAGUCAUGGUGGCUACAGGAGGUGAAGAAAACACACACACACACACACACUAUUGCACUGCCUUCAUCAUGCUGUGAAUACAUUCUCCCACUCACUGUGGGGUGGCUGGUGUCUUGCCUGUCUAGCUAUGAUGUGUGGGCAGCACAGCACUGUACUGUAUAAAACAUCCCUCUCAGCCACAGUAUAUAAAUAACAGUAAAAAGUUAUAGGAGUGUCCAAACAAUUCUUUUUUUAUUUUUUUUCCCCGCUCACCGUUCCGGGACAUUCUAACCUCUGUUUUUAUGAUGCGUACAAAAGAGGAUCUAGAUCAGCAGCAGCAGCAGGCAAUGUAAUCUAUGUUUUUCACCCUUGUUGAAGGUCUCUUUAAAAAUCCCACAGUUUUAGAGACAUCGGCCGUAAAAUAUCAACGCGAGGUCGGUUAAUCUGGAAAUUGCAGCUUUGUUGCUUUUUAUAAUGGCAUGCCAAAGACCCCAGUUUUAACAUUCACACCUCACUCCAAGACCCCGUUACUGUAUUUCAACCUUUUAUUGAACAUAUAUAAAUAUAUAAAUAUAUAUAUAUAUAUAUAGACUUUUAAAAAAGCAGUCAAAUGAGAAUCUCUGUUUUUAUCUCAAGUUCUGUGGGGAGCACAGUUGCCAUGGUGUGAGUUGUGCUUCUACGGGAACGUUGUGUAUCUGUGGUUCUGGCGUACCAUGAACGAUGUUGUAUAUUGUACGUUAUACUCGGAAAAUGUCCGCGGCCUUCUGAUGCAUUGGGUGAAAUGUUCCACUCCAGUGCUCACCAAGCAGCUCUGACGUCCUGAAGUCGAAACCAAGGCCACUGGCAUGUAAUAAGCGGUGGACUCAUUUCAUAAGAGCUCACAGCAUGUUGUACAGCAUUUAAACACACAACUGGAUUACAUAAGCAUCCCUCUGCAUGCUUUAUGGUUGGGCACUGGGACCAGGUCACUUGGGGAGUCCAUUUUGUGUUCUCUGUGGCCCAUUUGAACUCUUCAUGUUUAACGAGUUUUAAUUGUGCUUUUUUUUUUCAACUUUUUUUUGUAAACAAACCUUGAUUCCGUCACGUUCAGGAUGGUGUAAUCAGACCUCCUGGUAAUGGUUAGUACUAUGUCCUGAAAACGUACUGGUCCUUGGUUCUGCGUGUGAAUGCCCUGUGAUGUUAGGUGUAUUAAGAAUAUAUCCAUCUCUGGUGAAACAAUUUUUGAGACUCGUUCUCUGACGUGAAUGACUAAAGUUACUGCUGAGAUUUUGCGUAUGGGUAUAUUCCACGUCCGGACUUAAAAAGAGGAAAUAUUAUUUACCACAUAGUUCAAUGGCACUGUUAUUAAAAUAAAACUUAACCAACAAUAAAUGUUUUUACAUAUCACA
Brienomyrus brachyistius is the source of this 3239-nucleotide messenger RNA. RefSeq names its product tropomodulin 2 (gene tmod2). The transcript is spliced from 10 exons. The coding region runs from base 212 to 1252 and encodes 346 amino acids. Gene Ontology annotation, cellular component: striated muscle thin filament; myofibril. Gene Ontology annotation, biological process: pointed-end actin filament capping; muscle contraction; myofibril assembly. Gene Ontology annotation, molecular function: tropomyosin binding. The record is from RefSeq and is a predicted model, not a curated record. NCBI's taxonomy places the organism in Eukaryota, Metazoa, Chordata, Actinopteri, Osteoglossiformes, Mormyridae.